Acanthosepion pharaonis is the source of this 984-nucleotide messenger RNA. Lineage: Eukaryota; Metazoa; Mollusca; Cephalopoda; Sepiida; Sepiidae. The record is from the annotation of a GenBank genome assembly.
AUGCUUCCUUUGUUUCUUUCUUACUUUCUUACGUUAUUUCCUUCUUUCUUCAUGCUUGCUUUAUUUGCUACUUUCUUUCUUUCUUUCUUUCUUUCUUUCUUUCUUUCUUUCUUUCUUUCUUACGCUGUUUGUUUGUUUGUUUGUUUCUUUCUUCAUGCAUGCUUUAUUUGCUUCUUUCUUUCUUUCUUACGUUGUUUCUUUCUUUCUUUCUUUCUUUCUUUCGUUCUUUCUUUCUUCAUGCUUGCUUUAUUUGUUUCUUUCUUUUGUUUUUUGUUUGUUUCUUACGCUGUUUGUUUGUUUGUUUUUUUCUUUCUUUCUUGCAUUGUUUCUUUCUUUCUUUUGUUUCUUUCUUUCUUACGUUGUUUGUUUUUCUUUGUUUCUUUGUUUGUUUGUUUUUUGUUUCUUUCUUUCGUUCUUUCUUUUCUUCAUUCUUUCUUUAUUGUUUCUUUCUUUUCUUCAUGCUUUUUGUUUUCUUACAUUGUUUGUUUGUUUCUUUCUUACGUUGUUUGUUUGUUUCUUUCUUUCUUACGUUGUUUCUUUCUUUCUUACGUUGUUUCUUUCUUCAUGCCUUCUUUAUUUGCUACUUUCUUUCUUUCUUUCUUUCUUACGUUGUCUCUUUCUUUCUUCAUGCUUGCUUUAUUUGCUUCUUUCUUUCUUUCUUUCUUACAUUGUUUGUUUAUUUCUUUUUUCAAAAGCCUUUGUUAUUUGAGAAAAUCUUUCACUCUUGUUUUUCUUUCCUUUUUCUUUGUUGCGUUGUUUUUUAAACUUGUUUGCAUUACGUGCCGUCGUUAUAGAAGCCGAUAUAAUUGCUUUUAUACUUGCUUUUUUUGUUUUUUUUGUCCUUUUCUGUCUUUUCUUCGUUCUUCUUUCUUCAUUCCAUUUUGUCUUUCUAUUUUUUUUGCCUUUUCUUUUUUUUUCCUUUUUAUUAUUUUGUCUCCUUUCUAUCUUCUCUUCUUUAAUUCUUUCUUCUUUUCUUCUUCAUAA